This is a messenger RNA of Mycetomoellerius zeteki, 1540 nucleotides long. RefSeq names its product DNA-directed RNA polymerase I subunit RPA43. Gene Ontology annotation, cellular component: RNA polymerase I complex. The record is from RefSeq and is a predicted model, not a curated record. The coding region runs from base 106 to 1164 and encodes 352 amino acids. Gene Ontology annotation, biological process: DNA-templated transcription initiation; transcription elongation by RNA polymerase I. NCBI's taxonomy places the organism in Eukaryota, Metazoa, Arthropoda, Insecta, Hymenoptera, Formicidae. The transcript has 3 exons.
ACGUUGAAUGAGCCAUAUUUUAUCAAAUUCGAAGAUGAGGAUGGUCAACUGAAGAAUUACUUAAAUAAUAUUUAAUAUAAACUUCGAUUGUGUUUUCGAAACGAGAUGAAACAUCAAAAGAAUCGCGAAGUGACGUGGACCAUCCUGGAACUCAGAGGUCUCCUAGAAGAGGAGGACUCUCACGUGCACUUUGUCAGGACCAUCAAGCACGUUGCAUUACAUCCAUAUCACUUGAACAAUAUUCAGCGAGGUCUAAAUCAGAUUUUAGGAUCGUUGCUGAAUACUUACGACAGAGAAUUGAAAGGGUUUGUACUGGCUUUUAGAAAUCCUAAAUUGCUUAGCAAUCUGGGAGAAUUGUUCUAUGAUUCUCCCUUUAUUCAUGUUGACAUUGAAGCAGAUUUCUAUCUAUUUCGUCCAAAGGUCGGAUCUUUUCUGAAAGGUAUAGUGAAUAAGAAGAACUUGGACUAUAUUGUAAUGCUGGUACACAAAAUAUAUACCGUAUCUAUUCCGAAACCAGAUAAUACAGAGCAAUGGUUAGGUGAGUCAGUGGAGAUUGGCCAGGAAAUAAGAUGUUGCGUCACUCGACUACAUCACAAGAGCAAACCUCCUUUCAUCUGCGCCAGUUUGAAAUCCGAUUAUUCACAAGGUUGUAGGUUGUCAGAAAGCAUAAUUUAUAUUGAUAAUGUAGACAGUACAACUGAAAAUGCAAAUAGCUCUAUGAAGAUUGACAUUGAUAGAAUAUUGGAAAAUGAUGGUAUUUCUGAGAAAGAGAAGAAAAAACAUCGGAAAGAACACCAGAAAAAACACAAGUUUCAGGAGCGGAAUUCAGAAAUUGUUUGUAAAAUUGAAAAUGAAUCAGAGUUGAACGUAGAAAGCAAUACUUCUAGAAUUAUUAAAUCUGAAAAGAAACAGCAAUGUAUUUUAUUAAAUACUGAUGAUUCUUUGAAUAAUUUGGAAGUCGAUAAUAUCCCUAGAAAACAUAAGAAAAACAAGAAAACAUCCAAAUCGCUACUUUAUAAUGAAAUAAUUUUGGACGAACUUACUGAGUCACGUAAAGCUAUAAAGAGAGAAAAUUCCAUUCUAUUAGAUAGUAUUACUGAAACAAAGACGAAAAAGAAAAAGAAAUUUGAAGAAAUCAAAAAUCUGAUUCAAAAUCUAUAUUAACAACGUUAUAUAGAAAACGUAUAAGAAAUAAUUAAUAGUACAAGGAAUAUUAUUCCCUAUAUUAAAUGUGAAGAAAAGUAACAUGCUUAAGAAACAUAUUGUAUUAAACACGUCAAUACUUUUUCAAAUAAUUUAGAAAAUAGCAUAUCUAAAAAACAUAAGAAAAACAAGAAGCCCUCUAUAAUAUUAGAUUCGGAAUCAGAAAGUCACGUUAAAAUAAAGACUGAAAAGUAAGAUCUAUAUAUAAACAGAAUUAUUAAUGAAAAAGCAAAAAGCCAAACAUCAUGUAGCGAGAUUCAAGUCAUACAAAAUUUGAAUGAAACUUUUGAAAUGCCUAAGUUUAUGAAAAAAGGAAAUUUCAUUAAAUAUGACACUU